Messenger RNA from Anopheles moucheti, 3429 nucleotides. RefSeq names its product integrin alpha-PS3-like. Lineage: Eukaryota; Metazoa; Arthropoda; Insecta; Diptera; Culicidae. Gene Ontology annotation, biological process: cell adhesion mediated by integrin; cell-cell adhesion; cell-matrix adhesion. The record is from RefSeq and is a predicted model, not a curated record. The transcript has 7 exons. Gene Ontology annotation, molecular function: integrin binding. Gene Ontology annotation, cellular component: integrin complex; external side of plasma membrane. The coding region runs from base 1 to 3375 and encodes 1124 amino acids.
AUGAUCUCAAUGGUGAUCUUAACGUGUGUCUGGACUGUGCAGGGGUUCAAUUUAUCACCCACCGCCAAUUAUGUGUUCAAUCAUCCAGUUCUUAAAACGUUUAUAACGCCGAUACGAAGUUCUCAUUUUGGAUUCUCUGUCAACCUGCGAACGAGCGGCGUAAUAGUCGGAGCACCACGAGCACAGUCAGAUUUCGAAUAUCAGAGAAAUAUUAACGAAACGGGAGCUAUUUACAAAUGUAGCUUCGCGAACGCUUCAACCUGUGUCCCGUUUCGCCUUGAUCGACAGGGUGACACUAAUUAUGAGGACUACUAUACGAACCAUGCCGAGAUUCGAUCGGAGAAGAAAGAACACCAAAUGCUGGGAGCAACCGUGGACGGACUCGGUUCCGAUGGCGCUUGGUUUGUCGCGUGUGCUCCACAGCUUAAAGGCAACGUCGAGAUAGCGUAUCUUUUGCACGGGAUUUGCUAUCUCACCGAGGGUAUCGUCCGCACCGAUGAACCAAACAAUUUGUACAAAAUAAAGCCACUUCGUGUUAAAGCACAACAGCGGAAGUAUGGAAAGUACAACUAUAUGUACGCUGAACAAGGCUUCAGUUUGCAUGUAACAGACGACGGGGAUGAGAUACUUAUCGGAGCACCCGGUGUUAUGGAUUGGAGAGGCACUGUUCUUCGCUACCGCCAACGGUCGACAAGAACUAACAACGAACCGGUGUCUAGUAGCAAUGUGUACCUAGAAUUCAACAGGAGACGUCGUUUAGCUCAUGAAUGCGUUGUGCCGAAUCCGAUGUACGCAAACGUCCCGCAAAACUCCUACUUCGGGUACGCGGUCAGCUCGGGCCGAUUUCUCGGAACUCAAAAAGUCUUAUAUGUGGCAAGUGCUCCACAGGCCCGUCAACAAAAUGGAGAAGUGAUCAUUUUCGACUAUGUCGACAAUCGCACCAUCUUCGAGACGGUGAUCGUUCGGUAUCGAACAUUCACCGGGCAACAAUUUGGCGAGUACUUCGGCUACUCUCUGUUGACGGAGGACUUUAACAGUGACGGGUUUCCGGAUCUGGCUAUCGGUGCUCCGAUGCACAGUCGCGCGAAGGAUCACGAUAAUGGUGCCGUGUACGUACUGCUCAAUCUGGGCGAAAUGAACUUCGAUGAGCCGACCAAACUGAUGAGUUCGUAUGAGCUGGGCGGAAGGUUCGGAACGAGUUUGGGCAAAAUUGGGGAUCUCAACAGAGAUGGAUAUGGCGACAUUGCGAUCGGUGCACCAUUUGAGGAGGAUGGAGCCGUUUACAUUUUUCUUGGUUCUGCAAAUGGAAUUCAGACGCGCCCAAGCCAAAGAUUGGUUCCAUCCCCAACACAAGUGCCAGCGCCAUCGAGACACCCACUCAUGUUUGGUCACGCACUUUCUCGCGGUGUCGACAUCGACGGUAAUAAUUUCACGGAUCUGGCCGUUGGAGCUCCGAAUGGAGAGACCGUGUACGUAUUCCGCUCUUAUCCAAUUGUUCGGGUCGAAGCAAGAAUUAAUUCCACAAAGCGAGAACUGCUCGCUGAAGGUGGAGUCUUUCAAAUAGCUAUCUGCUGGUCCACGGACUACCCUGCAGGUGUACCAUUCCCCGUUGCGCUGCAGUACACGCUGGACGUUGAUAUCCAGAUGGGACGAGCUUCGGUCAGUAAUCGAAAUAAUCCUGGCGAACAUCAUAAAAGGGUAACAAUAGGAAGAGACCCUUUAUGUUUGGAGUAUAACAUCGUGGUAAACGCAUCACCAACCACACUCUACAAACCCAUCGCAAUCGAGGUCGAGUUCGGUAUAGCCCCAUCUGCGACGCCUCCAAAGAAUGGCAACCAUUUCUGUGAGCACUGUGCGAUUCUUGAUCCGCAGGAUUUUAAUCGCGUCCAGGAGCACAUCCCGUUCAAAACCGGCUGCAGGAAGGAAAUAUGUGUCACGGAUUUGAAAAUUACACACAUCCGUUGGGUUGAUAUAGUUUCACCGUACGUAGUGGGUAGUGCAAAAACAGCGACCCUGGAAGUGGACAUUGAAAAUGCGGGUGAAAAUGCAUAUCUUCCACAACUGAACGUUACCACGUCCUCAUUGCUUCGACUAAGCAACCCUUCAACAGAAUGCCAGCAGUCUCCGAUCGGACGAGAUCUGAUCAGCGUAUUGUGCAGUUUAAAUGGUGGUCUACCGCUGAAAACCUUGGCGCGGAUUAAAUACUCACUCACGUUUGAUGUAACACAACUGCAGGCUGCUGUUGGAUAUGUGAACAUACAUUUUGAAGCAUUAACCACCAGCAAAGAACAAUGGCCUCGUGAUAACAACAUGGAGGAGAGAUUAACUUUGCUAGAGUUUAGCCACGUAGACAUCGUAAGUAAAACUUUACCACGAGAAGCAAGUCUAGGUCAACAAUCGGGCAUGAUGAAUGUAACUCAACUUAUAAAAUUGCACAAUAACGGACCAAGUGCAUUGAACGGUGCCUUGUUGCUGGUAGACAUACCGCUUAGCUACACGCCAUCCCAUCUUGGUGGAAAGAAAAGCUGUCAAAUUGUAAGACUUGCUGAUGUAAGCGUAAAAAGCAGCUAUAACGAUACACCGUUGGAAGUUGACUGGAUUCAGCCGAACUCUGGGAAGGAAUUACUGAAACAAACGUUUGGUUUUUACGUGAAAAAACAGUCAGAGCCAUUAGUGCCAAAGCGAGAAAUCGAUGAAUUUGAUGGUCCAAGCAACAUGGAAAAAUCCACGAAUUCAAACCCAGAGUAUAGCAUGUCAUCUGAUUUCCCACAUGAAGAGUAUCCAUUUGGGCACAAUUUGGCCGAGGACGGUGCGCGCCAGAAACGAUCCAACCUUUGGCUGCAACCUGUACGGCAAAGUUUGGGCGCUGCUCAGCUGGACGAUUUGCCACCACUACGGACCGUUUAUUUUAACUGCGCACAGAACCUUUCUAUCGUCGAGUGCCUGCAGGUUCAAAUGUGGCUGCCUCGCUUUCCUGCAGCCAACAAACCCAUCUUUCUGGAGUUGCAGUACAGGCUGAACCUGAACGCAAUCGAGGCAUGUCUGCAGGACAAGGAAGACAUUUUCGUGGUGCAGAUACUAAGUGACUUGCAAAAGCCGUCGGACAUGGAGAAGGAUACGUUCCGGAUUGCACGGAACAAUCCGUACACGGUCGUGUAUCGGGAUGCAAGCGUUAGUACACCGAUCUGGAUCUAUGUGUCGUCGUCGUUCGGGGGUCUGAUAUUGUUAGCUCCCGCCAUAGCCUAUGCAAUGCACCGGAUGGGAUUCUUCGAGCGUCACAUGAAGCGCGAGAUGCAACAAAUCAAUUGCGAGAGCGAUAUUUCAGACAGUACAGCUGCUAAGGAUGGUGAAGAUCUAGAGGUUUCUGAAAUAUAACGUUAAUUUAAAAUUAAAUACUUAUUGACACGUCAGAACUUGACUCAUUACAUU